Molecule: messenger RNA, 2357 nt
Organism: Hibiscus syriacus
Lineage: Eukaryota; Viridiplantae; Streptophyta; Magnoliopsida; Malvales; Malvaceae
Product: autophagy-related protein 13b-like
Exons: 4
Coding region: 188-2176 (662 amino acids)
Biological process (GO): piecemeal microautophagy of the nucleus; protein localization to phagophore assembly site; mitophagy
Cellular component (GO): Atg1/ULK1 kinase complex; phagophore assembly site; extrinsic component of membrane
Source: RefSeq, a predicted model, not a curated record
ACAAAAGAACUUAUAUCUUUACCAAACGAGAUAAGCCUGUUCAACUGAAAACAAAGCGAAAAAUCAUGGUUCAUUAAAUUCACUCCAUUAACAAACAGUGAGAUUGCCUCCCGAAGUGUUUCGAGUUUAUAAUCUCAAUUUCUCCUUGAAGGGUUUGAUUGUUCCACUUGUACCAAAUUUAAACUUUAUGGCAUCAACUCAUUCGAGUUCUCACACCGAAGCAGCCAAAAUGGAACAAGUUAUCACUGAAUUCUUCUAUAAGAGUCUUUUUAUAAUUCUUGAAUCGAGGUCUCCUUAUGUGUCAUCACGUAAUUAUAGUGGGGAACAAACUGUGUCGUCCCCGUCUUCAUCCUCAUCCUCUUCAUCUAGUGUGAGACCAAGAGAUAAAUGGUUCAAUUUAGCUCUUAGGGAGUGCCCUUCAGCGCUAGAAAAUCUUGACCUUUGUCGGCAGAGUAAUUUUGAGUCUGUAGUUGUUGAUGUUAUAUUGGACCAGAAGCCUCUUGACUGGGGACCUGCAAGUUUUUCCCCCAAGAGGGAUCUUGUUGGGAAUUUGUCUUCUAAAGAUAAGAAUUCGCUUUUCUGGAAUUCUGAUCUAGAAGAAUCAGGCAGGGAGAUAAAAAGUGAAAAGAUUGUUGAAAGAUGGUUGGUGCAGCACGAAAGUAGAAAGGGUCGGGAUUGUAAUUUAGGGAAUAGAAGGUCAAGUUGUUAUAAUUUGAGUGCAUUAUAUAAGAAAUUGAUAUUGUUGUUGAGGUCCUUAUACGUGACUGUGAGGCUUUUACCUGCUUACAACAUUUUUCGUGAUCUCAAUUCAUCCGGUCAAAUCUGUGCCUUUAAGAUGGUUCCUAGGGUAUCUUCUUUUGUUGAACCCUUGAAUCGUAAAGAAGAGGCUGAUAUGCAGCGAUUUUGGUUUACCCCUGUGGACACAUCUUGCGGAAGGCUUUGCGUUUCUGUUUUGUACUAUUCAUCAAUCUCAGAUAUAAGCUCCGAAUCGUCAACCCCGAUGUCCCCUCAAUUUAUACCAAAUUAUGUUGGAAGCCCAUUGGCAGACCCAUUGAGGAGAUUUCCAUCUCUUCCUAUGUCACAUGGCUCUUCAUCAUCUUUACCAUUUUCAAGAAGGCAUAGUUGGAGUCAUGACCAUUACAAGGCUUCACCACCUUUGGUUUCUUUCUCACCAUCACCAACACAUUCGGAGUCACAUGCUUCGGCUUCUAACCCGAUCUCUCAGCCGUUUCCGCCUAUGAGCUUACCUCCUCAUCCUCGUGAAACAUCACUAGCUCAUAAGAAGGUUAUGAACUUAGAUGAGCAUCGUCCUUCCCCCAAUUUCUCUACUUCCCCAUCACCAUCACCAUCACCAUCACCAUCACUCCCAAUCCACAUACCCAGGUCUCAUUUAUCAGAAGCUCUUUCACGCUCUGAAAGUGAUCCUGUUGACAUACCGGGUCCUAAGCUUGCUAAUUCCCCUGCAUUGUCUGACAAGCACAAUUUGCCACCAUCACCUCCCCUUAAAAUUACAAGAACUGGUACUUCUAGGACUGAUAAUUUUAGGGUACCUGCUGAAACUGUUACAACAAUUGAGAAGCUGUACUCUUUUGGGAAAGAGGACUGUCGGAAAUAUUCUAGAGUGAAGAUAUCUUCCUGCAGUUCACCACGAAUUUCAUGUUCUAGAAGUUCCAGUAGGUCUUUACAAGAUGAUUUUGAUGACUUUGAGUUUCCUUGCCCAUUUGAUGUGGAUGAUGAUGAAAUGACGGACCCUGGUAGCAGAGCCGAGUCUUACGAUAAAAGGGCACAUUCAUCUGAUCCAAAUGAAGCUGGGUUGUUCGUGAAUAGAAAAUCCCAAGAUGCUGCGGUUGGUGCUCUUGUCCUUAUGCUGAAAAAAGCCCCUCCUCUCUGCCAGGACACCUCCCUUAAUUUUUCAGAAGCCUCAAGGCCAGAAAUGUGGAGCAACAGCAUCCAAAAGCAGAGUCAGAUCUCGGAAGCUGAGACUGUUGAACAUGCUGCUGCUUCGAGUACUGCAUCUUCGAGGCUUGUUGCAUCAAAGACAACUGCUGAUGCAUUAGAGGAACUUCGGGGUUACAAAGCAAUGAAAAACCUGUUGCUUAGUGAAGGGGGUAACGCAUACACAUCAGCUAGUUUUGAUUCUGCAGCUGAACAUUCCAGGAUCAGCAAAGGUACAUGAGAAUUGUGAAAUUCUACUAUAUUGGUAUAUAUAUUGCACAUAUGUACAGAAUUAUGGCUCCUGAGAUUACUCUACGGGUGAAGACAUUUUCCCUUUCUAUUGUAGAUAAAAGUAUAUAUACGUAUGUAUGUUUGAUACAGUUUUAGAUAAGAUUUAUUCUACAAGAGAAGUAUCCGUUGGC